Exophiala oligosperma is the source of this 531-nucleotide messenger RNA. RefSeq lists its product as uncharacterized. The coding region runs from base 1 to 531 and encodes 176 amino acids. NCBI's taxonomy places the organism in Eukaryota, Fungi, Ascomycota, Eurotiomycetes, Chaetothyriales, Herpotrichiellaceae. The transcript has a single exon. The record is from RefSeq and is a predicted model, not a curated record.
AUGGGCAACAAAGAUCGUCAAGAACAUCUCACCCUCAACGUGGCUACUGCUAUUUGCUUUGGCUUGUUGGUCGGUAUACUGACAGCGUACCGGACGCUGUUUGGGAUCUCUCCAAGAAGAGACUUUUACGGACAAAAUGCCUUGCCCUCGUCUGAACAUGUCAACUCCGGAGUUCACGCCAGCAGUUACUUGGACAACAUCACGUCGCCACACGAAGUGGAAGUGUUUGACAAUAUAACAUCUCCACGGCAAACUUCGGGCAACAUCACGUCGCCGUGGGAAAUGAUCACGUACAACAUCACUUCACCGUACGAAGCCGUCGACAAUAUCACAUCACCAUACGAAAUGAUCAAGUAUAACAUCACUUCGCCGUAUGAAGUCUUUCACAAUAUUACUUCGCCCCGCGCGACCUCGGCCAACAUCACUUCGCCGUAUGAGGUGUUUGAAAACAUCACCUCACCCCACGAAGGUCUGGAACAUCAAGAAUGUAACCGGCAGGUUUGGGACAACAUCACAUCGCCUUGUCAGUAG